Perognathus longimembris pacificus (Pacific pocket mouse) is the source of this 1137-nucleotide messenger RNA. RefSeq names its product NADH:ubiquinone oxidoreductase complex assembly factor 2 (gene Ndufaf2). The record is from RefSeq and is a predicted model, not a curated record. Bases 30 to 539 code for a protein of 169 amino acids. Gene Ontology annotation, biological process: mitochondrial respiratory chain complex I assembly. The transcript has 4 exons. NCBI's taxonomy places the organism in Eukaryota, Metazoa, Chordata, Mammalia, Rodentia, Heteromyidae. Gene Ontology annotation, cellular component: membrane.
GACUUCAGCUUGGAAGUCAGGCUGCGAGCAUGGGCUGGGCGCGGAGUCUGUUCCGUACCGCGUGGGGAGCGUUGUCCAAGGAGGUGAAGGAGCAUGUGGGCACCGACCACUUCGGGAACAAGUACUACUAUAUCCCGGAGUACAAGAACUGGAGAGGACAAACUAUCCGAGAGAAAAGGAUUAUGGAAGCAGCAAAUAAAAAUGAAGUAGACUAUGAAGUAGGGACCAUACCAACAGAAUGGGAAGCUUGGAUUAGAAAGACAAGAAAGACUCCACCAACUAUGGAGGAAAUACUGAAGAAUGAAAAAUAUAGAGAAGAAAUAAAAAGAAAAGGCCAAGAUUUUUAUGAGAAAGAAAAACUGCUGGGCAAUGAGAGGAAGGAAGAGCUCUUGCCUCCGCCCAUGCCAACUGAGCAGAAAGGCCAUGCCUCUGCUCCACACUUUGGAAAGGAAGAACCCUCGGUGGCGCCCACCAGCACUGGGAAAACCUUCCAGCCAGGAUCCUGGAUGCCACAAGGGGACAAGAGACACACCCAAUGAAUGCACUGUGGAAAACGCACUCACUUCCAUGGAUGUGACUAUUUUAACAAAUGAAAACAGUAAAAAGUCCACUGCUUUGUAUUUCUCUUAUACACUAAUUGUACUCCAUGCAGCUUCAGAGGUCACUUUUCGCAUGGCCUAACUCCUUUUAGACUUGAAUCCUACCCAGCAGGACUUAGUCAUCUUUACGUGUUAUAAAUUUGCUUACAAUUAUUUCCCUUCUUUGAUUUCUAACCUUUGAGGUGUGUCCUGUACCUGUGAAGGCCUAACAGGACACAUCUUAGUAGCACUAAACAGCGGGCUCUCCCACAAGUGAAUCAGGGUCUCAGAAGAUUCCGAAGGACUAAACCAUGAACGUAGACAUAUUAUGUAAACAUAAAAUUUAGAUAAUAACAAAGAAGCCAUAGAGAGCUUAAUGCAAAGAUGAGACAAAUGCAGCUUUUGAAAGAAAUCAAAUUAACAGGAGAAAAUCAAUCAUGAAAACCUGAAAGGACAGCAAGGAGAGAAAUGGGAUGGUAAUUGGAGUUGAUGAGAAAAUUACACUGAAAAGAAAAAAAUGGGAGAGUUCUCAAAGCAAAAAAAUUCCACUUAUAAUUGA